AUGUUAAGAAACUAUAUUUCAUACAUGGGAGACAAAACACAAGAAGGCUGCUUAAUACAAUUAAAUGUUGCAAAUAAUUGGAUCAGAAACUCAAUAAUCCAUUUAUUACUUGAGCUAUUAAAGAAUAUAUGGUGGCAAAUUAAGGCUGAAGGUUAUUAUGCAGGGGAGAAGCACUCAACAGUUUUGAUCACUACGCCGCACAAGUACUUUUUUUCAACAAGACGUAAGCUUAUGAAUACCACCUUUAUGAACCGCAAUAACUUCCACUUCAUUUACAAUUGUCUAGUGCCAUGA
Messenger RNA from Echinococcus granulosus, 294 nucleotides. RefSeq lists its product as hypothetical. The transcript is spliced from 2 exons. The coding region runs from base 1 to 294 and encodes 97 amino acids. NCBI's taxonomy places the organism in Eukaryota, Metazoa, Platyhelminthes, Cestoda, Cyclophyllidea, Taeniidae. The record is from RefSeq and is a predicted model, not a curated record.